AUGACAAUCUGCCUGUCAUUGCUGGCCGUGGCGCUCUUCGGCAGUUCAGAGCCUCCCCAAGUGCAGGACCUCGGCCCGGAGCCCGAAGCCAACCACGUGGCCCAUGCUGACUGCGUUUCCGUGCUGACCCUUGUCAUCCGUUGCGUGCUGGAGAAGGAAGAGGCAAAGUCGCAACGCUUUGGGGCGCGAAUCAAAUGGCGGAGGCUUUGUGCAGUCUUCGGUUGCAUUGGUUUGUUGGCGGACCUAAAUCGAAGCAUGCGGCACAACUAUAGCCACACCGCCUGGGAUGACUUGAACAGUUUGCUUGCUUCGUGGAUUGGCUCCGAUGCACUCAUCGCUCAUGAUUCCAACUCGGUGCUGGACCCUUUGGUGAAUCAGUACGCCUCAGCCCGAGCAGUGCGGCAGGUCUGUAGCAUGGUAGGUGCUUCGUGCUUUACCCUAGCCAUGCUGUCUGACAUGCUGGGUUCGAGUUUGGCCAUGCGACGGCCCAUUCCUGCAAUCAAGUUUCUGGCUUGGUCAAGGAGGCUUGGGUUGCUGGGAAGUCUCUUCUACGCUGGCGGAUUGCUGGUGUUCAAUCUGCCAGACUAUGUGGGCCUGCUAGAUUUUGGAUCGCUCAAGCGGUGCGGCAGUGGGUUUUGUGACGCUGGGUAA
Molecule: messenger RNA, 651 nt
Organism: Effrenium voratum
Lineage: Eukaryota; Dinophyceae; Suessiales; Symbiodiniaceae
Source: the annotation of a GenBank genome assembly